Molecule: messenger RNA, 696 nt
Organism: Suillus plorans
Lineage: Eukaryota; Fungi; Basidiomycota; Agaricomycetes; Boletales; Suillaceae
Exons: 1
Coding region: 1-696 (231 amino acids)
Source: RefSeq, a predicted model, not a curated record
AUGCUGAGAGAACAACCAUGGCGCCGAUUCGUCGUUGGGUUUUCGAUUUGUGCUGAUCAGCUUCGUGCACAUUACUUUGACCGCUCCGGUCUCAUCAUUUCCCAUCCUUUUCACAUCCAUCAAAACAUGGGCCCUGUGCGACUCACAGAGAUGUUGGGCACCCUCACUCUAUCGGAUAUUCACCAUUUGGGUUUCGAUCCGACGAUUCACAUGUGUAACGCUGCAUGCACAGGAACUCAUCCUAAUUUAGCACACGAGGCGAAGGGCUGGGUGAAGGACAACCACGACAAAACAUAUUCCAUUAUGGAUGUUCUGUGGAAGAGCCAUGGGCUUUUCUGUCGUGGAACGGUUUGUUAUCGUGUCGUUGAUGAGGCAGGGAAUCAGUACGCUUUAAAAGAUUGUUGGGUGACAGAGGAGAAGAGAAUGCACGAAACGACCAUCCUGGAGAUGGUCAAGGGCAUCCCUAAUGUUGUCGAACUCAUAGACCAUUGGGACGUGUAUUACGAAGGGGAGCCUGACUGCACAGCGCGCAUUCGCAGCCAAUACGACAUGGGCCAUCAGGAUGACUUGAUGUUCCGCAACAGAUUCCACCGCCGCAUUCUCUUGUCCCCCUGUGGAGAGCCAUUAUCUAAAUUCAGCUCUAGACGAGAACUGCUCACCGCCUUCCAUGCCUUUGUAGUUGGUGAGUCUUAUUGA